Molecule: messenger RNA, 597 nt
Organism: Belonocnema kinseyi
Lineage: Eukaryota; Metazoa; Arthropoda; Insecta; Hymenoptera; Cynipidae
Gene: ImpE1
Exons: 5
Coding region: 1-597 (198 amino acids)
Source: RefSeq, a predicted model, not a curated record
AUGAAACGUAACAAUGGACGUUUAUUUAUUUUUCAGAAAAAAGCGAUUGCAAUACCAACGAAAGAAACGUUCCUAUUAGGAGGAGAAUGCAGCAAAGAUCGAGAGUGUGAAGGCAGUAUAAUCAACAGUCGCUGUCACUUGGGUUAUUGUCGGUGCCUUCCCUAUUUUGCUGAAUAUAAUGGAACCCACUGCUUAAAAUCAAAUCUUCUUGGCCAGGAUUGUGUCAUUAAAGAACAAUGCUCAUUAAAAGUAGCAAAUAGCAGCUGUCUCGCUGGGGUAUGCAGGUGCGAAGAAGGAUUUCUACAAUUUCGAAGACACACAUGUUUAGGGCGAGUGAGAAAUUGUAGUUUGGUUCUGUGUGAUCUUGGCCGAUUCUCGAUGAAAUUGCACUCGCACUCGCAUUUACGACCAUGUGCGCCUUUCUUCCUAAGUAAUCGCUUCCACGUUUCCCACGAUCUGCAAACAAUGCGAACUCUUGGUAGAAACAUUGAGGAGAAUGAGGAAAAGGACGAUAUAAAGUGGAAGGAGAGGAAAGCUAAACCGAUUCUCCGAGCAAGAUUCGAGAUACGUAACAUUUUGAAUGGUGACUUGAAGUAG